Messenger RNA from Numida meleagris (helmeted guineafowl), 2376 nucleotides. It is a transcript of the gene DEF6, whose product is annotated as DEF6, guanine nucleotide exchange factor. The record is from RefSeq and is a predicted model, not a curated record. Gene Ontology annotation, cellular component: nucleus; cytoplasm. NCBI's taxonomy places the organism in Eukaryota, Metazoa, Chordata, Aves, Galliformes, Numididae.
GUGCUGUCCCACAACCUGUACACGGUGCUGUGCAUCCCCCACGACCCCGUGGCGCUGGAGGAGCAUUUCCGCGAUGACGACGACGGGCCGGUGUCCAGCCAAGGCUACAUGCCCUACCUCAACAAGUACAUCCUGGACAAGGUGGAGGAAGGCGCUUUUGUCAAAGAAAACUUUGAUGAGCUCUGCUGGACUCUGACAGCGAAGAAAAAUUAUAAGCCUGACCGGAAUGGGAAUAGCGUUGUAUCCCACCAGGACGCCUUCAAGCUCUGGUGUCUCUUCAACUUUCUGUCUGAAGACAAAUACCCUCUCGUCAUGGUGCCAGAUGAGGUGGAGUACUUGCUAAAGAAGAUCUGCACGGCCAUGAAUAUGGAGCUGAACUCCUGUGAGCUGGACGACUGCCUGUCCCAGGAGCCGCAGGGGCAGGGCGGCCUGACGGUCUGGCAGUUCCUGGACAUGGUGAACUCGGGGCGGCUCCUGCGGGGCAUCGAGCAGGAGGCCAUCAGCAUGGCAGUGGAGGAGGUGUACCAGGAGGUCAUUGAGGAUGUGCUCAAACAGGGCUACCUCUGGAAGAAGGGCCAGCUGAGGAGGAACUGGUCGGAGCGGUGGUUCAUGCUAAAGCCUAGCGCCUUGUCCUACUAUAUGAGUGAGGAACGGAAGGAGAAGAAGGGCAGCAUCACCUUGGACAAGCACUGCUGUGUGGAGGUGCUGCCUGACCGGGAUGGGAAGAGGUGCAUGUUCUGUGUGAAGACCUCAUCCCGCACAUAUGAGAUGAGCGCUUCUGACACCCGGCAGCGCCAGGAGUGGACGCUAGCCAUCCAGACUGCCAUCCGGCUGCAGGCUGAAGGCAAGAAGUCCCUGCACAAAGACCUGAAGCAGAAGCGACGGGAGCAGCGCGAGCAACGGGAGCAGCGCAAGGCGGCCAAGGAGGAGGAGACACAGCGGCUCAAGCAGCUCCAGGAGGAGAAGGAGCGGAAGCUGCAGGAGCUGGAGCUACUGAAGGAGGCCCAGCGGCAGGCAGAGAUACUGCUGCAGGAGGAGGAGCAGCGGCGGAGGCAGCAGCACGAGGAGAUGCAGAAGACCCUGGAGAUCCAGCUGCGGGAAGCCGAGCAGGCACGUGCUACCAUGCAGGCAGAGAUGGUCCUGAAGGAAGAGGAGGCUGAGCGUCAGCGUAAGCGCAUCAUGGAGCUGGAGGAGAUGCAGGAGAGGCUCCAGGAGGCCCUGCAACAGGAGGUGAAAGCACGGCACGAUGAGGAGUCCGUGAGAUACGCACAGGCAAGGCUACUGGCUGAGGAAGAGGAGAAGCUGAAGCAGCUGAUGAAACUGAAGGAGGAGCAGGAGGAAUACAUCAUCAAAACUCAGCUGGAGAAGCAAGUCCUCAAGCAGGAGAUGGAGAACAAGAACAAGUGUCUGGAAGAGGCCCAGAAGCAGCUGGAAGAAGUGAGAGUGAACAGGCAGCGGGUGGACCAAGACGUCAUGGCAGCCCAGCGGAAGCUGCGGCAGGCCAGCACCAACGUCAAGCACUGGAACGUGCAGAUGAACCGUCUGAUGCACCCCAUCGAGCCAGGAGACAAACGUACAAACGUGAGUGGAGGAGGCUUUGCUGGCUACCCACCCCUCGUGUGCCGGAGAGAUUCCUCCCUCAAACUCAAGCAGAAAGUAGAGGAUAAAGGCAGUGACCCCAUGAGGGACAGCAGGAAGGAGAACGUGAGCAACGGCGGGAGCAGCAGCCCACUGCCAUCUUUGGAUGCAGACACCAUGGCCAUAGAGCCCUCCAACCAGUAGCAGGAUGGCAGAGCCCAGCGGGGAGCUGCAGGGCCCAGCAGGCCCGGUCAGCAUGGUCAUCUCGGGUUGGAGACCAGCAGAGACCAGCACAGAGCCUAUAGGUGACUACAUGUAGAGCAGAAGUGCUCCAUGCUGCAGCUACAACGUGCCAGGAGCUCAGAUAGCCCAAUGUCAGGAGAAGGCAGCGGAGCCAUCUCCUCCUCGGGGCUGCCCAGGUGUGGGGUCUGGACUCACUUCCCUGCACACCAGACACUGGCUUCAACACUGCCUCAAGAUGCCACCAGUGGGUCUGGACCAUGUGGCCCUGGACUGCCGUUCCCCCUUGGUUUCUACUGGCAGUGCCAGCAGCAUCAUCCACUAUGCCCUUGUACAUAUGGUCUUCCAGAGGGGCCUCCAGGGCAGCUUUAGGGACUGAGCAGUGCCUUCUCACUACCCCCACACAAAGGGCACUUUUGGCAAUGACCAAGUGGACUGAGAUGUCCUUAACUACACGUGCAUUCCCUGAAGGUGGUUGUUAAGUCACUGGAGUCGCAUAGAUGUCAGUAUAAACCGAGAAGUAAUAAAGCUUUUGGAGCCACUGGCCCAUAAACCUUA